Messenger RNA from Aspergillus alliaceus, 1063 nucleotides. RefSeq lists its product as uncharacterized. The transcript is spliced from 4 exons. The record is from RefSeq and is a predicted model, not a curated record. NCBI's taxonomy places the organism in Eukaryota, Fungi, Ascomycota, Eurotiomycetes, Eurotiales, Aspergillaceae. The coding region runs from base 1 to 993 and encodes 330 amino acids. Gene Ontology annotation, cellular component: membrane.
AUGGCUGCGGAGGAGAACAUAUACAUCUACGUACCUAACAAGAUCGCACCGAUCUUCUUUGCCGUAGCAUUUGCGGCUUCAGGGACUCUACAUCUCUGGCAGAGCUAUCAUUACAAAUGCUUUAAACUCAUGAUACUCCACCUACUAUGCUGCUUGAUGUUUACUGCAGGGUUUGCGUUGCGAGAAUAUGGAGCCUUCCACCAUUCAUACAACAAACCAGACCUAUAUACCUACAUUGCCAGCACCGCGCUGAUCUAUAUGUCACCACCUCUCCUAGAGCUAGCGAACUAUCACGUCCUCGGUCGUAUCCUCUACUACGUCCCCUAUCACUCUCCAAUACAUCCCGGCCGUGUCUUGACAACAUUUGGCCUCCUCUCUAGCCUGGUCGAAGUUUUGAACGCGUUAGGAGUAUCGUACCUCGCCAACCCAGAGCUACCAGAAUCAACCAUGAAGCUCGGUCACAUUCUAAUGAAAAUCUCGCUCGUCGCCCAAAUCAUAGUCAUCGCCGUAUUCUGUCUCUUGGCCGCUACCUUCCAGCGACGCUGCUACAGAUCAGGCAGCCGUACUCGCUCCCUCUCUGCACCGCUUAUCACGCUCUACAUUAGCACAGGUCUAAUCUUUAUACGGUGCGUUUACCGCAUCAUCGAGCACUUCGGCGUAUCCAGGAUCCACGCCUCUUCGUCGGGAGAACUCGAAGGUUUCAGCCCGAUUAUGCGCCACGAGUGGUUCUUUUAUGUGUUUGAGGCUAGUCUGAUGCUCGUGAAUUCUUGCUUGUGGAACUGGCAGCAUCCCAGGAGAUACCUGCCUGCAGAAUCGAACAUCUAUCUUGCGCAGGACGGCGAGACGGAACUGAAGGGGCCUGGCUGGAAGGAUCAGCGCCCGUUCUUGGUGACGUUUUGUGAUCCAUUUGGUUGGUUUGACUCGAAUAAGACAAAGGAACGCCCGUUCUGGGAGAACAAUGGGUACACGCAUAUUAACGGUAGUACUGUAUGAUGUGUUUGUGUGGGGUGUCGGCAUUUGGACGUGGCGUUUGGGUAGGAACUGGGUUUCCUGGUGGUUGUCU